Messenger RNA from Thamnophis sirtalis, 1434 nucleotides. RefSeq names its product FEZ family zinc finger 2 (gene FEZF2). Gene Ontology annotation, cellular component: nucleus. Gene Ontology annotation, molecular function: DNA-binding transcription factor activity, RNA polymerase II-specific; RNA polymerase II cis-regulatory region sequence-specific DNA binding. The record is from RefSeq and is a predicted model, not a curated record. Gene Ontology annotation, biological process: regulation of transcription by RNA polymerase II. Lineage: Eukaryota; Metazoa; Chordata; Lepidosauria; Squamata; Natricidae.
AUGGCCUCGUCGGCUUCGCUGGAGACGGUCAUGCCUUCCGCCUGUAUCCGGACCGGAGCCGCCAACCCGGCCAAGAGCCUGGCCUUCUCCAUCGAGCGGAUCAUGGCCAAGGGCUCGGAGCCCCAUCACAAACCCGCCGCCGCCGCCUUCGAGGCCAGGCCAAGCGACUCUCCCGCCAAGAAGCUGCUAAGCCUCUGCUCGCCUCUGCCGGGCGUCAUCCCGGUCCAGCCGCUGCCGGCCUACGAGAUGCCCUCCAAGGCGCUGCUCAAUUACUCGGAGCUCUGGAAGGGCAGCUUGCGGCACUGCGGGGCCGCGGCGCUGGGAGGCUCGACGGGCGCCUUCUGCAAGAGCAACUGCGGCGCUUGCUGCAAAGGGGAGCUCCCGCCUCCGCCGCCCCUGGGCCAAGCCGCCUUGCCGGGGGCCGGCCGGGUGAUCAAGCCCCAGGUCAUCCACCAGACUCUGGCCCUGCCGGCCAACGGAUCUAGCCUCUACUACUUCAACUGCCUGGACUCUUCCGCCUAUCACCCGUCGGAGAUCCUCCAGGGCCAACUCUUCGCCUCGGGCCUUCUGCAUUCCCCCAGCCCGGCCGCAGCCGCCGCCGCGGCUGCCGCAGCCGCCUUAUCCGCCCAUCAAAAACUCUUCCUGCUGGAAAAUGCCAAGUUGGCCGCUUUGGCCCCGCCAGAGAAGUUCCCCAACCCCCAGUACCCGCAUAAAGAGCGUCUCCCGGGCCAGCUGGACCAGGUGAUGAAGGAGAACUCCAGCCUGGCCGUCGAGAGGCCCAGCGGGAAAGCCCACCACCACGCCAAGCUGGGCGGGGGGUCAAGCGCAGGAAGCGGUGGAGGCGGCACCUCGGCCGACGGGAAGCCCAAAAACUUCACCUGCGAAGUGUGCGGCAAGGUAUUCAACGCCCAUUAUAAUCUCACCCGGCACAUGCCUGUUCACACCGGAGCCAGGCCCUUCGUGUGCAAAGUUUGUGGGAAAGGUUUCCGCCAGGCCAGCACGCUCUGUAGGCAUAAAAUCAUCCACACGCAGGAAAAGCCUCACAAGUGUAACCAAUGCGGGAAAGCCUUCAACAGGAGUUCCACGCUAAACACUCACAUUAGGAUCCACGCCGGCUACAAACCGUUCGUCUGCGAAUUUUGCGGCAAAGGAUUUCAUCAAAAAGGGAACUACAAAAACCACAAGCUGACCCACAGCGGCGAGAAGCAGUACAAGUGCAGCGUCUGCAGCAAAGCCUUCCAUCAGAUUUACAACCUAACCUUCCACAUGCACACGCACAACGACAAGAAGCCAUUCACGUGCCUCACCUGCGGCAAAGGCUUCUGCCGGAACUUUGAUUUAAAGAAACAUGUGCGGAAGCUGCACGACCCGGCCGCCGCCGCCGCCGCCGCCGUGCCUUCCUCCAAAGAGCUCUCCAGGACCGGACCAAGCUAA